AUGUCCGCCUCAAAACCAACAGCCGCAGACGUCCACAGCGCAAUCAGACUCUUAAUUGACAAUCUCGUAAACAUCAAAGAUGAGACAGGCAAAUUCCCGCUGUAUCUAGAAGACGGGCGCGUGAUCGACACCAAAUCAUGGGCUGGCUGGGAAUGGACGCACGGUAUCGGUUUGUACGGAGUCUGGAAAUACUACGAGAUGACGGGAGACGGAUCUAUGCUGAAAAUCAUCGAAGAUUGGUUUGCAGCUCGAUUUGCCGAAGGAGGGACAACCAAGAAUAUCAACACGAUGGCCCACAUCACCUAUAACGCUGUGAAUUCGCAACAACCAUGGGAUGAUACUUCGAUGAUGACUGUUUUACCAUUAGCCAAGAUCGGAAAACUGCUAGGUCGGCCAGAAUAUGUGGCAGAAGCUAAGAGACAGUUCUUGAUUCAUAUCAAAUACCUAUUUGACCCUCGCACCGGUUUGUUUUUCCAUGGGUGGGAGUUUGAUGAUGCAAAAGGUGGAGGACACAGCUUUGCACAAGCCCGAUGGGCUCGUGGAAACAGUUGGAUCACCAUUGUCAUACCGGAGAUCCUGGAGUUGCUUGAAUUCGAUAUCAAUGAUCCUAUCCGGUUACAUCUGAUUCAUACAUUGGACGCACAAUGCGAAGCUCUAAAAAGAUUCCAACAUCCAUCGGGAUAUUGGCGAACAUUGAUUGAUCAAGCGGACAAGAGUUCAUACGUCGAAGCCUCCGCCACCGCCGGAUUCGCAUACGGCAUGCUCAAGGGUCAACGUAAGCGAUAUAUAGGCAAUCAGUAUCGCGGCACGGCGGAAAAGGCAAUUCAGGCGGUACUGAGUGCGAUUGAUUCGCGUGGAGAGCUUCAAAAUACCAGUUUUGGGACGGCAAUGGGUCAUAGUCUGGAUUUUUAUAGGGAGAUUCCGAUCACCGCAAUGCCGUAUGGACAGGCUAUGGCGAUCAUGGCGUUGGUUGAGUAUUUGAGGACGUAUAGUUAUUUAGCAUGUUGA
Molecule: messenger RNA, 1008 nt
Organism: Talaromyces stipitatus ATCC 10500
Lineage: Eukaryota; Fungi; Ascomycota; Eurotiomycetes; Eurotiales; Trichocomaceae
Product: glycosyl hydrolase family 88, putative
Exons: 2
Coding region: 1-1008 (335 amino acids)
Biological process (GO): carbohydrate metabolic process
Source: RefSeq, a predicted model, not a curated record